Exophiala spinifera is the source of this 2904-nucleotide messenger RNA. RefSeq lists its product as uncharacterized. Bases 1 to 2904 code for a protein of 967 amino acids. The transcript is spliced from 3 exons. The record is from RefSeq and is a predicted model, not a curated record. NCBI's taxonomy places the organism in Eukaryota, Fungi, Ascomycota, Eurotiomycetes, Chaetothyriales, Herpotrichiellaceae.
AUGAUUUGGAGACUUAUUACCAGUGUCGCCAUUGUGGCCAACCUGGUGCGACCAAUCAUUGGAUAUGGCACGACUGUCUUUGUCGAAGUCAGCUAUUGCCCUGCCACCCACAUGACCUCGACACUUGCGACAAGGACGACCUCUAGCACUUCGUCGUCGGCUCCAAGUUUCACCCCGAUCGUCCUUACCGUGGUGCAGGUCUUUGACGAGCAACCUCAGUAUGUAUCCGCAGAUGGAACUCUGACAAACGAUUCUUCGUUGGCCGUGGAUUUCUCCAUAAACCCUAUAGGACAGCUUGAAGGAGCAGGGGGAUUUAUAUCAACGGAUGGGAACGAAACCUCAAAGCCUUUUGAGGUUUCCCCGACACCUGGUACCAUCUCGACUUUCUUUUCCCUUACCAGUAACGACACUGUUGCAAGAAGGGACGGUGCCCCUGCCAGCAAAACCUUGGUAUGGAAGAAUGACGCUUUUGUUGGUGGUGAAGCUAUGUUCUGCGUGUUUGGCUCAAUCCUCGAGGCGGCUUUUGGCGGUACGCUACCUCCGGGAUGUCUUGAAGUUAUACUUGGUGCAAUUCCUACUAGCGAUGUACGACCUUCCUCGACUUCGUCCUCCACGACCACUCUUUCACCGUCCAGCACGCGCGCAGGAUCAAGCAGCCUCACGGAUUCAGCAACGACAUCGUACUCACUUGUCCCGACCUCGAACAGUCCAUCUCUGAGCCCUACACCAGAGCCGACUCCGGGGUCUACGACCAGUCAAACUUCGGCUCAGUACUUGUCGACGAGUUCGCCUGAGCACAGAAGUAGCUCCACAAAUGCUGAAAUGAUUUCGAGUAUGACAUUCACACAGGGAGCAGAAACAUCACUAUCGACGACUUCUUCUUACAGCAGCACCAUCUCGUACACGUCGUCUUUGACCCUUUCUGAGUAUCCUGCGCCCACGACCACAGGGACCCCGAAUUGCUUCGAUCGAUCUCCCUUUGAUGGCACGGUCAACAACGAUUACUUGGUCCUUUGCGACACCUAUCUCCCUGGGUUUGAUCUGCAACAAGUCCCUGCGUCCAACAUUGCCGAGUGCAUUGAUCAGUGUAAUUCGUAUAUCCCAACAUCACAAGGACCUUGUGUCGCUAUAGCCUUUGACAUUCUGGCAUCCGUGAACCCAUGCACGCUCAAAUAUAACAUCAGUGAGGUAUCCAGAGGCGCCGACGCAUUCUCUCAAGCUGCGAUUUUGGUCAAUCAGCCCUUCUCUCCUGAAAUUGUGUUCAGCGACACGGCUAGUUCCAGUUCAUCUUCUACAGGUGAGGGAAUUUCUUCAACGAGACCUCCACCAGACACCACAUCCAACCCAAGCUCUAUCGCCACUACACCUCCGGCGUCAACCACUGCACCUACCAUUAUAGGCACGGUCAGUACAAGUGCUGCAGCCCAACAGCCCAGCUCAUCGACUACUACGCAAGUUCUGCAAACCAGUCCAGGGAUAGGUUCAUCGUUUACUUCGCUCCCUACGUCAGCAAGCUCCAGCACGACACGCUUGUCUACUUUGCCAAUACCAACUUCUUCGCCCAUUACGUCUCCCGUGACGAGCCAACAGCGAACGAGCGCAUCUGCAACAACGAUAGGUCAGCAGCAAUCGAGCAGUACUUUAUCCACCUCUCGUAAUCCAUCAAGCUCUUCGACAAGCCCGUCAUCCCCGCCCUCUACCACUACAUCCAGGGUAGUUUCGAGUGUCGUUAGCUCUGUCAGCACAUCACAAAUGACACCAACAAGUUCAGGGUCUCAACCUCCCUCGAGUUCUUCAAGCCUUGUGUUUUCGACGGUCGCCAUAGUCGCUACCUCCUCCACCUCUCUUCCUGCAUCAUCACAAGUCACCACUUCUCCAGUCACCCCUGUCGCGACAACAUUUUUACCAUCAUCCGUAUCCAUAUCCACGACUCCUCCGCAUUGUUCUGCGACUCCAACUACAACUUCGUUAUGCCCGGCGUAUGACCAUCAAGCUCUCAACGUGAAUGGCGACGGUUCAUGCUACGAAGUCGAAUGCUCCACAACGCUUCAGGGCGGUAUCCUGACGGGCAACUCGACCACGGCAUCAACGCUCACGACGUGUAUAAGUUUCUGCACGCUUUAUAACGUCGCUAUACCCUACGGUUGUGUGGGCGUCAAUUUCUUAGGCUCCCUUUCCGGAAGCAAUCCGAACUGCAUCCUCAUGUCCAGUGUAAGCAGUACGACAUUUGGGAGUGGAAUCGACUCUGCGAGAUUAUUGUAUCCUGGGUAUCCAGCCAUCAAUGAUCCGCACUAUCUUGGAACGACGACGACGACGACGACGACGCCAAACGCGGGUACCUUCACGACGCGUGCUUCCUCCUCCUCCCUGACGUCCCUCGUUGGGGUAGGUAGCACUACAAGUACCAUUGGCCUUGGUACCAGCGGCGUCACCAGCGGAAAUAGCCAGACAACUACGACGAUCGCGGGCGGAGGAACGCCGACGACCAGGACGACGACUACGUUUGUACAGCCGUCGUGCCCAGCGGCGCCGACUGCGAACUCGUGUCCGGCGCCCUCGGGAUCCCCCGUGCCGUACUGCUACAGCUACACCAACUACGGCAACACGGCGCCGUUCGAGGUCGAGUGCGCGACGAGCUUCACGGGGGCGUCGAUGCAGCCGUUGCUCGCGUUCGGCUUCGAGGACUGCGUGAGCUGGUGCCAGUACGCCAACAUCCUGGUGCCCAACAGCUGCGUCGGCCUGACGUACCGAAACGGCACCGUGUCGCAGGGCGGAAGCAACAAUUGUUUCCGGUACGCUACGUUGACGUGCGCGACGAGGGGCAACGCGACGUUUGCGAGUGCCAGGUUGAUUUGGGCCGGGUAUCCUGCCAUGACCGAUUACGGGGGCAACUUUGGAUGUUGA